Bacillus rossius redtenbacheri is the source of this 11694-nucleotide messenger RNA. RefSeq names its product nucleolar protein dao-5-like. NCBI's taxonomy places the organism in Eukaryota, Metazoa, Arthropoda, Insecta, Phasmatodea, Bacillidae. Gene Ontology annotation, cellular component: nucleus; super elongation complex. The record is from RefSeq and is a predicted model, not a curated record. Bases 1150 to 5355 code for a protein of 1401 amino acids. The transcript is spliced from 19 exons. Gene Ontology annotation, biological process: regulation of gene expression.
UUACAUAACGUGCCUAAAAAAGUAUAACUUCUAAAAUUAUCAGCAGUGAAUGUAACGAAUUUUUGCUCGAAAAUAUUGCGUGUUAUUUUAACGGUUGUAAAAUUUCAGUAAAAAUUAAUUUUUGUUUGUGCCGUAGUAUUGUGAAGCAUAUAAAACACAUUUUCUUGUAAAUUUGUAACUAUGAUCUUGCUUAGCGUGAUUUUCUUUUUAGUUUACACGUUGCACAUCUAAAUGUCAAUAAAUUAUAUUAUUAUGGAUAGGAAAAUACCGUCGUUAAUGCAUUGCUUACAGAAUAGCGUAGCAGUGCAUAUAAUACGAUUCCUUUUUUUCUGCACGCAUUAAGUAUUUUCCGGGAGGAACAGGUAUACGUAGCCAUAAUGGAUCUCGUUUUCAGGUAGAGCUUUUUUUUUUUUAUUGUGCCUCUCCUUUACAAAUAGAAUAGCCGUCUGCCUCAGCCGAGCUUUGUGUGGUCUUGAGAGUUCACAAGGCUGACGCUAGAGCGGCGCUGCGUGUCCCAUCUGUCGACGGUUCGGCGACAGUCGAUUGUCCAUUGCAAGCCAAGGACGAUAGCAACAUGGCUUCCGCAAGUUGUUUGACAGAAAACACGAUAUCUCUGUGCUUCUUGGAGUGUGUAAUUUGCAGUUGGUAACCAUAAGUGCGGAGUUAUUUUGAAUUGUGUAGAAUGCGAUAGUGAAUAAUUGUGAACCAUGGCGCUAGAGUUUGGUUGAAGAUAGUACAGGAAGUGAAGGUGUUUAUACUUUUUGUAUGUGUUGGAAACGACCAGAGAUAGAGGUCGUUUUCAAACGUGCACGGGAAAUCUUUCGUAACAUGUUCCUUAUGGUCUGUUCCACUUGGACUUGAAGGGGUUUCAGGCAGCUGACCUGCAAUUGAUAAAGGUCUACACUGCGUUCGUGCAAAUCGUAAUGAUACAAUAGUAAUUACUAUACAUUUUGUGGCAAGUGAUGAACAGGUGAUAUCGCCAAUUAUUGAUAAAAGCAAUGGUAACGGUAAAUUGUUACAUUUUCGAAAUAGAGUUCACAUAACUUCGUGAAAAGUGGAAUAUUAGAAGUGAAUUCGGUCUAUUAUGAGAAGUAAAUUGUGUUGGUGUCUGUUAUUUUCUUCGUUACGGCAACUUUGGAUUUCAUUCGCAUGUUGCAGCAUAUGAAAAGACCGCGCGUGGAGCGGGACCGGAUGCGAGAGCGGGACCGUCAGUUCCGCGCGCAGAUGUCCUCCCAGGUGGAGAGGGAAGCCGAACUGGUGGGAGCUCCUCUCUUCGACGCGCCGGUCAGGGUGACGCCCUCCUCCGGCGACGUGACGACCCAGCAGAUCCAGAAGCGGCUCGGCAACUAUGAGGUCAUCAAGGAGCACCUGCUGGAGGACGGGCCCAAGCUCAACCUCAUCGGCAUCGACGGCCUGCACCCUCCGGCCAGCCCGGCGCCCUGCCGCCCGCCGCACGCCGAGUUCAAGAGGCCGCCGGCGGCGCAGCAGCUCAACGGCCGGCCGCCCCCGCCGCCCCCGCCGGCGCCGGGGGCGGGUCGCCCCGCCAAGCCGGGCGCCUACCCCUCCUCCCGCCCCCACGCCGGCGGCUACCCGCCCCCGCCGCCCCCGGCCAAGCAGGAGGAGCAGCAGCAGCACCGCGGCGGCGGCGGCAAGGGCCCGCCCCCGGGGCCGCCGCCGCCCGCGCGCGUGCACCAGGCCGGCCGCGGUCUGCCGCGCCUGCAGAUGACGCAGGGCCAGGUGUUGCCGUGCCGGAGAGGCAACCCGGUCGUCGGAGGCCAACCGGAGCUGGAGAACAUUUUAAAGGAAAUGAAAGAAGUGAUGAUCACUCCGCUCACCGGCAUCGCGACACCGAGGAAGGAGCCGGAGACUAAAUUCACCUUCAAUCCAAUACAACCUGGAUAUGUAAUUGACAGGCCCCCUCCUGCUGAAGAAGUCAAGAAACAGCGCACGUCUUUGGGUCCACCUCCUCAGCGGAAGAAUCUGGUUGAUUCAGAUUUUGAUAUAUCAGAGAGUGAUGAUGAUAAGGAGGCCCCAAAACCAAAGAGCAGAACCAGUCCACUGGGCAAACUAGAGCAGCGGAGCGUGAUGUCAGUGGCGCCCAGUCCGAGCGUGACCAGCGUCCCGGAACGCCUGGAGCCCAUGUCCAGCACGUCCAGCGAGUCCUCCGACACGCAGUCGGAGAGCGACUCGAGCAGCGAGGAGUCUGGGGACGAGGCAGCCCGGGACGAGCCCCCUCAGGUGGUAGUCUCGCCGCCCCUGUCUCCGGCGCCCCAGCCGAGUGCCGAGGAGGUAAAGGAGGAGUCGAAGCCCCGGUGGAACUUGGCCUCGUUCGUUAAGAAGCACACCCAGUCCGCUGUAGAGGGGCCGCCCGAUGGAGAAGUUACCAGAGCGCACCAGGCACAGCCGAGUGAGGGCUCCACUGCUCCUAGUUCUGCAGUUCCUAGCAACGUCUCAAAAAUGGACUCUGUGCUGUCCAAGCAGAGUGCUGAUGACUGCGACGACAUCUCGGAUGCCAGCGACGGGGUGUUGGUGGAGGUUCUGUCCCAAUCACAACCUUUGCUGUCCAGUCUCUCUGACUCGGACGAUUGCUCGAGCAAGAAACCACUAGAAGCCACCGGCCCUCGCCCUCCGCAACGUAGAAUACUGACCAGCAGUGUUGCCACCACACGGGUGCAUUCAGACAGCGACUCGGACAGUGAGAAAGAGAGCUCGAAGCAGCCUGCGGCUAGGAAAGCAGCUGUUAAGAUGUCCAUAAGCUCCAGCAGUUCGGAUGAAGAAGUCAGUGCGCAAGUUAGGUGUAGAACCAGAGGUAAGGAAAAGCCCAAACCACCUCGAGUGUCGUCCCCUAGUGCGUCGGAGGAGGGUGAAAUUCGGGAAGACAAAGUAGAGCAAGAGAAACGACGUAACCGAUCGUUGAGCGAAUCGGAUGAUGGUAAACCACUGCCGAAAAGAAUUUCCGCGAAAACCCCACCACCUAAACAGCCAACGUCAUUAAGUGAUUCAGACAACGAUGACUGGUACACAAAAAAGAAAAUAUCUGGGACCAAACGAAGGCGGCGAAGCAGGGGUAACAAAUCUGAUGCACCGAUUAACAGUGUUUCUGCAAAAGAAGCGGAUAAUAAACAUGCAAGCAGCACAAAACAGAAGCUGAGAACUAGGAAGAAGUCGAAGGAUGAUGGCUCGAGUAGCAGGAAAACUCGCUUGAGGAGACCAAGCACAAAGUGGAAGAGCCAGGAGGAAUGUCCAACAACCACCUCGGACUCUGAUUCCGAUGCAGAUGUAAAUGUGGUGUCUCUCACUCCCAUCAAGCCUUCUCUGAGAGUUGUGCAAGCAGUUAAACCACGGCCGCACAGCUCCGACUCCAAUUCUGACUCGGAAAAAGAAAGGGCGGUGAAACAUCAACUUUCAGACAGCGAUGCGUCGCUGCCCAGGAACUCGGGGAUCACCACGGCCAAGGCGGAAGAAAGUCCGCCCAAGCUCGACGUGGAAGGUAAGGCGGUGCAAGACAAGAAGAAAAGCGACACGUUGCGGAAACUCUUCUCCACGUCCUUGAAGCGUGACCAGGAAGGUGGAAAGGGGGGGAAAGGUGGUAAAGGAGGGGGGAAGGGAGGUGGUAAAGGUGGGAAGGGUAAAGGGGGUAAAGGAACGCCUGGAGUGUUGGUGGUGGACUGCGAGUCGGUGCGGACGUUGUCACCCGUGGAAGACAUUUUGCCGGUUGUGAGUCCCCGUCUUCUGUCUCCUCUACCUAGCCACGACACUACCAACAAGCAUAGUGUGCUGAAUGCAGAAGUUCCGCAGAAACCAGAACUCCCGGACCCUGAGGUCAAAGACAAUGUGCCGAAAAAGCGUAGUAAUAGUGUUUUUUUGCCACCGUUAGUGUACACAGAGAAGGGAGUUCCAAGCUUAAUGUGCCGCAUAGACGUGUCUAAACUGUUGCACCUGCCAGCGAAGCGUGGAGAGGACAUUCGAACUCGCACAGAGCUGGCCAACACGAGGCAGGGUACGAAACGUACGAGGUCGGAAGAAGGGAUUGCGAGGGAGCCAGUAGUACCAAAGUGUGAUAAUGUUACUAACUGUGACCAAGUGAGUAGUGGUGCUGUUAAAAAUCGCAAGAAGCGGAGUGACCAUGCUGACGACGACAGUUGCAAGAAAGUCGAAGUUAGUGACAGCACAAAGCAAGAAGUGGUCCAAGCUCAACAUCACAAAGUGCCGAAGAAACAUAGGAGCAGUCACAAGCGGGAACGUCAUAUCAGCACUAGCUCUUUAUCUUCCCAGUCAACAGAGUGUAGUCGACGUUCAAGCAGCCAAAACCAUCACGAGAGUAAACGUUCUAAACUACCUGCAGAGGAGACAUUUAGAUCUAGUCAUUGUGAAUCAUCGCAGAGUAACGUGCCACCAACCAAUCACGAGCGAGAAGGAAGCGGUAGUGUGCAUUCGCCCACGCCGGAGGUCCAGUUUUCAGAUGUGCAUUACCCUCACAGAGAGUAUUAUUCUUACUUCGAACGGCCGGAGGAUGAACUGUGUGGCGACGAGGAUAAGGACGAGUACCUGAGGGAAGCCAAGCGCCUGAAGCACGCCGCCGACCGGGAGACCGACAGCACGGCCCAGGGCAUGAUGUACCUGGAGGCCGUGCUGUACUUCCUGCUCACGGGCAACGCCAUGGAGCGCGACAUCGUCAACGAGAAGAACUCCUUCACCACCUUCACCAUGUACUUCGACACCCUCAACCUCAUCAAGUCAAUCUUAGGAGGCAGAACAUUUACAGUAGAAUCCAUCAUCAAUGAAGAAAGUGUGUCGUCUUCCGUGCUAGAUCGAAGAUACAUUUCCGGCAAGUUUCACCAUGACAACACCACCCAAGGCAUCAUAGUUGCAGUUCUUAGCUUACGCUGUCAGUCCCUGUUGUUUCUGAAGCUGUACCACAUGAAGAAAGGCGAGAUCAGGGAGUCACAGAGAGUGCUCUCAGAGUACUUCCACAAGGUGCCGUCGUCGGAGCACUGCAGCCAGGGCACGCCGUCCCGCCUGUCGCCCACCCCCUCCCCCGCGGGCUCGGUGGGCUCGGUGGGCUCAGUGGGCAGCCAGUCGUCGGGCUACAACAGCAUGGACGUGACCAAGGCCGUGCCCACGGUGUCCGUGCCGGUGCACGUGCACGCCUGCAUGGCCGCCGAGCACCAGUUCCUCAACUUCCUGCACUCCUGCCACGGCCUGUGGGAGCAGGCGGACCUGCUGGUCUACAGCGCCGGCCUCAGGGAUUUCUUCAUUGAGUUGGAUCGCCAGGGUCCUCUGAACCUGCACAGCUCCCUGAGUGAGCUGGUGACAUAUGUGCGACGUGGAAUACAGUAUCUCAAGGAGAUGUAAUGUCACGUUUCUUUUUGGCUGGUGGGUUGUGCCGGCAGUUUUGACCAUCUUCUCACAAGAUUGGUCAUAGCCAACACAGCACUCUUAGAUAAUUAUAUACAUGAAUUUAUACAGUGGUUGUAUAUUUUUGUACAUACGCUAUGUAGUUGUAUAAUUUCUAUUACAAUUUAAUGCAGUGAUAGGACUGUUUGUGAGUUAGUAAUGUGCUAUAUAAUGUACCAGCAGUUUUUACAUAAAAGGAAGAAUACGUUGGAGAUUUUUGAAUGAACCUUUAUAUUUUCACACGUAAACUACAUGUAUAAAAAUAUUACAUAGGGGAGAUGUUGACUAAGUUAGUUUUGUAUUUUUAGUUCUCUUACAUGUUUUAUUUUGCAUGUUUUCUUCAGGAAGCACAUCUUAUAUAUUUUAUUGUAUUUUAUGUUGUUUCACCCUUUUAGACUGUUUUAAUAUUGGGGUUAGAGAUGUGUGUAUCUGUUUCUUUAAAGUGUGGAAAGUGGCUGCAUUUGCCUGUGACCUGUAUUACAUUAUUUAUUAAUUUUAAGGUGUUGUCUUGGGUAAAUUACUGAUAAUAUUUUAAUUCUUGCUUCUAAGAGCCAAUUGGGUUCCAACCCUUGCCAUGCAGUUAUUACUUAAUUAAAAUAUGCAUGUUAGUAUAAUAUUUACUUCUAAAAAUUGAACAAGUCAAUUAUUCUGUUAAUGUUAAAUAUUAUGUAUUCUAGCAGUUACAGGUGGAAUAGUUUUUGGUUGAAUACCUUUUUUGAGAAAUCUAUAUAGUUUAUGAGCAGUAUAAAGUUAUUCUCUAGAUAAAUAACUUCAAUUAUGUAAGUGUACGUACUAAUAAUUAUGUUCUUAGCUUUUCUCGAAAUAUUAACUGAUGGUUUAAAUACUCCAAUUUAUCACUGAAUUAGUUUCAUGUGCGUUCAAUUAAUGCUGGAAUCUUCAAAGUUUAUUUUUAAAACAUGUAUCUGCACAACUGAUGAUUUUAUUGGUUAGUCAUUUAAAGUUUACAAUCAAUUCUGCUUGUGUAUAUGUGAAUUAUGUUAAGUAACUAGGCACUUUUCUACGUUUUUUGUAUAUUAUCUGUUCAGAAAUUAUACAGUUGAAGAUUUCCAAGUAACUAUGUGAAUUUUUUUAUUUGAUGGAAAAAAUGGUAUUCAUUAAAAAUGUAUGUGGUAAUUAUUUCCAAAAAUUAACUAUAAACUAGUUUUAUUCGAAUGAGAUAAAAUUACUUUUAUAGGGCAAGUGAUCCUAUACAAAUGAUUAAAAAUUACAAAAAAUUUUAUGUUUUGCCUUCUCUUUUGCUGUUUUGAUUAACAUUUCAUGUAUUUCGAAACUUCUACACUACAGAAUAUCCAUUUUUGAACAUAUUUUAAAAUUAAGCAUGUAGUCAGUGAUUUGUACUUUUUAUCUAGUUAUUGUCAGCCAUUUUUAUGUUUUUAUAAUUUUGGGGAACCUAUUUUAAAUAACAUUAAAGUGAUAAGCAAAACAAUUUUCACACAUUGAGUGUCAAAGGUAUAUCAAAGAAAAAAAUAUUUCAUGUUUUUAACUGCUAAAUUUUGAAGUAUUUUUGUACAAUAAUUUUCUCUUUUUAGCAGAUGGAAGCAAAAUAAGUUUUGAAGUGACUUUCAACUCUACCUACUCUACUAAAAUCAAGACUAAAAUUUUCAAAUACAAUUUUUUUAAAGUUGCACAGUGACUGACUGAACAGAUAGGGUUAAUAUUUAAAAUGCUUAUAAAUGGAAGGGUGGUAAUUCAAAACUCUUCAUAAUUUUUUUUGUUAUACCUAAUGGUUUUGCUUAAUGUUUUCAAUUUUUUUUUCAAGCAAUAUUUGUGUUAUCUAGUGUUAUUUGUUAAGGUAGUUAUUGUGUAACAAGUUAAAUGUAUAUAUGUUUCUGUUUAUUUGAAAGAUGUAGAAAAAAAUUUUAAUAUAUAUUUACUAUUUAUAUUAUCUUAUUUGGUUCAUGUAGAUAAUAUAUUUUACAGUAAAACUUUCCUUGAUAAAAUUACAAAUCAACAAGUCUAUUAUCUUGAAGGGUUAACUGGAACUAUGCAUACAGUACGUGUUUUAGUUUUGUAUUGAAUACCAUUUUUCGUAAGUAUAAUUCGUGAAUUAUUUGAAUUGUGAAGGACACUGCAAACCCACCUGUGGAAUAUGAGUCAGUUAUAAUAUUGUUAUUUUCAUCAUAAUUUAUAUUCAUCCAGAAGCACUUUUUGAUUGGGAAGGAUGUACAAUGAAAAUUUUUCUUUUUCUUCUUCCAUGUCUCAAGGGACCAAAAAUAAAAAUAUGUGCAGUGCAGGAAAGUAAUAUAGUAUUAAUUAUUGGGACCACAAAGAAGUGGUUUAAAAUGGAGGAGAAUUUGAAAAAAGUGGGUUCUAUCAUGUUUUAAAAUGUUUCUUUAUAGUUUUUGUUGAUUGACUUGCUUACAGAAUAUUGGGUUUGUGGUAAAAAAAUGUGGUCAUGCUUGCAGAGAAAUUUCAAUUGUGCGAUUCUCUGCUCUGAUAAAAUAGAGUAGAUGUCACUAUUAAUUUUUUUUUAUAAUAAAUGUACUAAGUCAUCCUUUCAAAACAUCCAAAAUUAAAUUGAUUCAUGGGUCAUAGACAAACUAUUUUUUCUUUGCAUAUUUUGUAUGCAUCAGAAUGCAUAUUUUAUGAUUUCAUUCCAUUUUUUACCAAAUUUACAUUUUUAUAAUACUAAUUAUAUAAUAAAUGCAUGUGUGUCCCUUUUGUUACAAAUAGUUUUGCCUUUUAUUGCUUAAUCGUUCGUUAAAGUGUUAAGUAUCACAUUUUUGGAAAACAUUCAUAUUAUAAUGAGUGGUAUUUGUAUUCCCACAUUUACAACUUCAGGAAUCCUAAAAAUUGUGAAAUAAAUUGGUUUUAAGGUUUAAGGUGACUGAAAUUUCUGUUAGCAUUGUAUGCUUAUUAGAAAUGAGUUGUAUCCCCACCCCAACGUACAUAUUCUUGCAAGAACCUUAUUACUACGGAAAUACUUUUUUGGGAAAUGGCUAGAAUCACUUAGGGUCUUAACAGUAUCCUGAAAGUAACUUUGUUAUAAAUACUUCGUUGCUCUAGUAUUAUUGUGAUAGGUGAAGAAAUGUCUGUUGCAUGCUGAGUGCAAGUAGUUGAGUGUCACUUGACAAUUGGAAAUAGUUUUAAAAACCUGUUGUGGAGAGAUUGUUGUUCGUUUGCUAGUAAUAGCUUCUUGGGUCAACAUCACUUCAGGCACUUGUGCCUAGCCGUCUGGCAUCACAAAGCCAAACAUUAUCAUCACUUAAUGUUGAUUAUGUUUUAUAAGGCACUUGUUACCCAAGUCACUGAAUAUACUCUGAUUUUUUCUUUCAUUUCCAGCUGGAAAAUUUUUUGUUUAGUUGUACUCUCCGAUUUAUGAAUAUUAGUAGGAAAAGUGUCAUUAGAAGGAAAAAAAUUGGUUUUAGGCCUGACUUUGUCAUUCUUGAUGAAUCAGUACUAUGUACACCGCUAAGAUAUUUGUGAAAAGACAGCAAAUGCAAAAAUAGUACAAUGCCUAUGGUUUUAUUUUAUGAUAGUCGUUAUAACAUGUGCAAACUUUAUUAGGGGAAUUAUCUGUAAAAUAAAAUACUUGGAAUAAAAAUCUAUUUUAUCAGUUAUCUAUCUAAAGAAGCUUUUAUAUAGUCAAUUAUAAAUAGGUUUUCCUCUUACUUAAUAGAUGAUAAUUCAUAAUUUGUACUUUACUGUCUUAAAAGUAACAUCAUUGCAAAUAUGAUGAGGAAAAUCAGUAACUAAAGAAGUUUAAUGAUAUAAAUGGAAUAUACUUUGUACACUUGACAUUGUUACAGACAUUGAUAGCCUUCUCUGUGGUUAUAAUUGUCUGUUUACUGUUUUAAAAAAAAUGUUUUGUCUUUGUGCUACACAAACUCUCGUACUGUAGCAAAAAACCUGACUACCAGUUAGUGUGUAAAUUUUUCUACCGGACAAAAAUUAUUUUCAUAUUGCCUGUUUCUUAACACACAUAGUGUCCAUUUUUUUUUCUUUUUUUUCUUUUCUUUUUCUGUUGAACUUGGAGAAACCAUAAUUAAUGUUAAGUACUACUCCCUUGUGUGUUCUGCAAAGAUUUACCACAUUUAUUUUGGGAAUAUUAAAAGGAAACUGUCUGGCACUGUUUAAAAUGUAAUACAUUACAGAGUAAAUAGGUUUCUUUUUUUGUGUUUAGUGGUAAUUUUUUUAUAAACAAAGUAUAAUUUUUAACUGUUAUUGUUUGACACCUAAUUUACAUAACUACGGGUCAGUCUUAUUUAAUGGUUAUUUUGGCCGUAUAUCAUCAUCUAGUUGUCUGUUUCAGAUUAAAUAUUUUUUUAUUCUUAGAAAUGGGGUUGGAUUUUUUUUUUUGAGUUCUUUGUCACAUGUAUUUUAUAAAAAUACCUAUGCAUAGGUGUAACAUAUUUCUCCGUCAUGGAAAAUUUGAAAAUUAUUUUGAAUAAAAAUGUUUUUUGGGUGAAAAGUUCAUGUGGAGUUGAUAAGAUAUAAACUUUAAAACCUUGUGUUAUUUUAACAUAAACAUCUCAGAAGUGUAUCAAAAGUUAUGUUUAACAAUUAUUCCAGCAAGAAUAUGUUUCAGUCAAAUAAUAAAAUUAUUUAUUAAAAAAUCACAUCUCAAGUCUUACAUCAGAAUGGAUUAGAUACACAUGUAUCAAUUUUGUAAAAUAAAGUAGAGAAAUAUUUAAAUUUAUUUGGCAUUUUAGAUACAAUAUAGUUUUGUAUUACUCAGAAGUCAUGUUAUGCAACCAGUUUAUUAACAGAAGCUGCCAUUUCAAUGCAAAGAUAUUAAAACUUAAGGGUUUAUGGUAGCAAGCACAGUUGGGCAUGUUGUGAUGCGUUUCCGGCGACACACUCGCGGCUGGCCCCUUGUAUGUUGAUAUUGUGUGCGGCGGAACAACGUGAAGCAAAGCAAUGUUUUUGCACAGGCUGUCUUCCUCUUGUAAAUACCCUUCACAGAGCCUCGCUGGCACUCCAUGUCAGAGUGAAUGUUCAGGAUUUGGUUCUCACCUGUAAUAGUUGUUAUAGCUUCUUCUUUCUCCCAUACGAUGCUAUGCCCAUCCUCAUAAGUAUUUUCAUAAGCGUGUGUGCAAUGGGACCAACUGAUAUUAAACCGUAAUAUGUUCAGGCCUUCAUCAUUAACAGUUUCUUUUCAGGUGAUUGUGCAUUGCUUAUUUUGUAAUUGCACAAUUUUUUUUAAUCUAGAAAUCUGUCUUGUCAUUGUACAUUUUUGCCAACUAUUUUUUUCAAUUCAAAACUGCAUGGCAAGUAUUUAAACAUUUCUGACAAACCCUUGUUAGAAAUAUCUAAGAGUAAGGUACUACUUUUGUCAUUAUUUUUUUAAUGUUUUUUAUUGUAGUUUCUUUCCUUCCUUUUUUGCAAAUGAUGUGUGUAUCCUAACAUAAUGAUUAACACACUGGUAAAUUUUAACGUGUGUGGAAAAAUAUUUCCAAAUAUUAAUAUUUUACAUGAAUAUAUCUUGUUUCCUUGUAUGAACUUGGGGUUAUGUUUAUGUAACAGAGCAUUAUUUUAUGUAAUUACUUGAAAUUUGUUUUCUUUUGUGGUUGUGUACAGGCUGCAUUUAGAAAGUAAUAAGUUUUUACUCUCUGUAAAAAAUUAUAUUGUUUAAUUAUUUAUUUUAUUUUUUCCUCAAUGCAAAAAUAUUUGUUGGAUAUUUAUUUGAAUUGAUAAAAAUUAUUCGGGUAUUUUUGAUUUAUUCACUCUUGUGACAAUUUUUUUUCCUAAUUCAUAACUAUUAUUGGGUUGUUCACAUACUUUUUUGUAAAUUACUUACCAACAAAGAAAGUUGCUGAAUUUAUUUAUUGUUUUGAUAUAAUCCAAAUAAUGUUUGUCAAUGGAUGUUUUCUGUAAAUUUAAUUUUUGUAUAUUAUUUGUUACUUACCAAAAAAAUGUCUAUAGUUUAACAUUUUUACCAAAGAAGGUGUUAUGCGGUUGCUUAUUUGUCACUUGUUUUGAGAUUUGAAGUUUUUGUGAGUAGUUGUGAUUGGUUUAUUUAUGCACUUCCAAGUGAAAUGAAAAGUUAAAUUUGUGUUGCUGAAGGGUAAAAAAAAAAGAUAUAAAACAAAGGCUGCUAGAGGCUGAAGUAAGUAAAGCCAGAGAACAGGAAUGUUUAAGAAGCCUAAAAGUGACCUUGUGGACUGUAAAUAACAGGUACCUUGUAUAAAAUGAAGAAAAAAGAAAAAAGAAAACUUGUAGGGUUACAUAGUUCUGUAAAGAAACAUUAUAUUUCAUCCUCGAAGGAUUCAAAAUUGUUUUACAAAUUUAUUAUUACCAUUGUAUAAGUGUAAAUAUAUGAUAAACUUAUUUAAA